AGAUAAUAGAAGAAGUAGAAGAAAAAGAAAAAGAAAAGGAAAAGGAAAAGAGUAAAAAAAAAAAAAAGAGGAAAGAAGGCGGUCCAAUGCGAACACUAGUUGAUUAAGUUAGACGUUUCAAUGGGAACCAAUUGUUCUAACAUUCAAAGCUUUCGACGUUUGUGUUAGACGUUCGAGCUUUCUCAGGAUUUCUUUAUCGUGCUGCGACAUCGUCUACCAUGGCAAGCUUAUACAGAGGUGUUUCCAGGAAGGAAAAGCCUAAAGGACGUCAUGGCUUAACUCCCCAAAAGAAGCAGGAGAUUAAGGAGGCUUUUGAAUUAUUUGACACUGAUGGCUCUGGGACUAUCGAUGCCAAAGAACUUAAUGUUGCAAUGAGGGCUCUUGGUUUUGAGAUGACCGAGGAGCAAAUCAGACAAAUGAUUGCAGAUGUGGACAAAGAUGGAAGUGGUGCCAUUGAUUAUGAUGAAUUUGAAUACAUGAUGACAGCAAAAAUUGGAGAGAGAGACACUAAGGAGGAGCUUACGAAAGCAUUUGAUAUUAUUGACUAUGAUAAAAAUGGGAAGAUAUCUGGCAACGACAUCAAGCGCAUAGCAAAGGAGCUGGGCGAGGUCUUCACUGACAAAGACAUUCAAGAGAUGAUUGAUGAGGCAGAUCGAGAUCGUGAUGGCGAAGUAAACGUUGAUGAUUUCUUUAGAAUGAUGAGGAGGACAACAUAUGGAUCCUAGAGGUCGAAGCAGAAUGCGUAUCAUCCACGCAAUGUAUGACCAUGGUAAGUAAAGUUGUGAAAAUAAGAGACAUGCCAAAGUAUUAUGUUUAGGAUGUUUUCAUAGUGUAACUCAUUUCUGUUUGUAAGAUAAUAUUUUUUAAAUUUCAGAGAGUUCGAAUAUAUAAUUUUUAUUACUA
Cucumis melo (muskmelon) is the source of this 903-nucleotide messenger RNA. RefSeq names its product probable calcium-binding protein CML20. Bases 219 to 725 code for a protein of 168 amino acids. Gene Ontology annotation, cellular component: centriole; centrosome. The record is from RefSeq and is a predicted model, not a curated record. Gene Ontology annotation, molecular function: calcium ion binding. The transcript is spliced from 7 exons. NCBI's taxonomy places the organism in Eukaryota, Viridiplantae, Streptophyta, Magnoliopsida, Cucurbitales, Cucurbitaceae. Gene Ontology annotation, biological process: centriole replication; mitotic cell cycle.